Messenger RNA from Knipowitschia caucasica, 696 nucleotides. The record is from the annotation of a GenBank genome assembly. NCBI's taxonomy places the organism in Eukaryota, Metazoa, Chordata, Actinopteri, Gobiiformes, Gobiidae.
AUGGUCUCUGUGCGCUGGUUUGGCCAGACGUCCGUCAUACGUCCGUCAUACGUCCGUCAUACGUCCGUCAUCUGUCCGUCAUCUGUCCGUCACACGUCCGUCAUACGUCCGUCAUACGUCCAUCAUACGUCCGUCAUACGUCCGUCAUACGUCCGUCAUACGUCCGUCACACGUCCGUCAUACGUCCCUCAUACGUCCGUCACACGUCCGUCAUACGUCCGUCAUACGUCUGUCAUACGUCCCUCAUACGUCCCUCAUACAUCCCUCAUACGUCCGUCACACGUCCGUCAUACGUCCGUCACACGUCCCUCAUACGUCCGUCACACGUCCGUCAUACGUCCGUCAUACGUCCGUCAUACGUCUGUCAUACGUCCCUCAUACCUCCCUCAUACGUCCGUCAUACCUCCCUCAUACGUCCGUCACACGUCCGUCAUACGUCUGUCAUACGUCCGUCAUACGUCCCUCAUACAUCCCUCAUACGUCUGUCACACGUCCGUCAUAAGUCCGUCAUACGUCUGUCAUACGUCCCUCAUACGUCCGUCAUACGUCCCUCAUACGUCCGUCAUACGUCCGUCAUACGUCCGUCAUACGUCUGUCAUACGUCCCUCAUACGUCCGUCACACGUCCGUCAUACGUCCCUCAUACAUCCCUCAUACGUCCGUCAUACGUCCCUCAUACGUCCGUCAUACGUCCUAA